UAAUGGCUAGUGAGGAAGAAGUAAACAUUGAGGAUGAAAUUAUUGAGGAAUCAUAAGUAGAAGACAAUCCAAAAAAGAAGAAGGACAAGAAAGAUAAGAAAAUAACUAUGAAGCUAGACUAGAAAAAGCCAAUUGAUGGUAAAUAGCAAUUUGGUGAUAAAUCUAUAUGUCGAUUAUGCAAAGUGACUACUCAAUCCACUCCAACUAUAAUCUGUAUAAGGUGUCACUUUAAAUACCACAAGGAAUGCAUACGAACUUAAAACAAAGAGCCAUAAUUCCAGGAAGGUACUAAAUGGUACUGUCUCUCAUGUAUAGAGAGAAUGGCCAAGAGAAAAUUGAAAGAGUCGGAACCAUAGAAAAAGAAGAAAACUAGUCAAAUCCCUGAAUUCUUUUAGAAAACCUUAUAACCACAAGAAGAUAAAUUGAAAAAACACACAGAAUUUCAAUAAAAAUAUCCAACCUAUGUCUAAUAAGGAAGAGUAAUUUUUCCAAUAUUUGAUGAAUAUCUGACAGCAUAUCAAUAAUUGUUUACCAUAGAAAUUAAAAAGAAGCCUAUUCUCCAACUUGAUCCAACUAUUCCCCAGAACCUCUUUGAAGAUAUUCUUAAGAUAUGGGAUAGUUAUAAUUAUAUGGAUAAAAUAGUGAGUGACAUUCUCUAUGCAGGAGAACAGUAAACUGAAUGUAUUUCUAUACAUAAUAUAAAAAGAGUAAAGUUAAGUUAAUAACAUUGGUACAUUGAUUCAUUUCAAAGACAAUCACACACCCUAUAGUUAAAAAACUCGCUUAGAGAUAUAUAAUAUAAUAUAAACCAAACCUGAAGAAUUGAUCCUCUUCUUUUGUUACUUCUAUCUUAAAUAAAUAAUUGAGGAUUUAGAUUAAGAAUAAAUGUAAAAAUAAUCAUAUGUAAUUCAUAUCACAAUAUAUCUAGAAAAUCCCAUAUUGGCACCUACUUGGAUAUAUGUGGUUUACAAAUCGAAUCCGAUAUUAUGAAUUAUUAAGGGAUGACAUUAAAUAAUUGCCAACCAAUAUCUAUAAACAAGGAAUUCUACCUUUGACAUAAGAUAUGAUAGACUUUUCUGAUUACACAGACAUCAAGAAAGUGUGUAAAUUACUUAUAGCUUUAUCAGAUGGAUUGACUGGUCUAAAGAAAACUUAGUUUUUAUAUCAAUUCAGAACUGAAAAUCUCCUAUCUAAUAAUAGAAUCAAAUAAUAAUUAGGCACAUAGAUUAAAUAAUAAAGAAGUUAAUAAAUUGACAUUAAAAAAGAGAUAAUUGAAGCUGAAGGUAACAUAUCAAUUGCCAAAGUAUAAUUUCUUAUAAUAUAUUAGUCUUAAUUAAAAUAAGAUGGUUUAACAAGAGUUGAAUCACAGAAAUUUACAAAAUAAAUGGAAUAAGCUUAAAAAUAGGCAUAAAAAUUAAAAUAAUAGUAUUCAAAAUUAGAAAAAGAAAUAGCUUCUUUAACAGAAAGAUAUAAUUAAUAAGAUAAGGUAACUAUGUAUUAAUAUAUUUAUUAGGAAUUGGCUAUUACUUAAAUGCCAGCUUUAUUAUUAAAUCCAUCUAUGUGUUUAGGUCAGGAUGCUAAACAUAGUUCAUAUUAUUUCUUUUUAUAUGAACCUGAUAAAAUAUUUGUAUGUAUGAGACAUUCUAUUAUUGAUGAUGAUGGAUCAUAAUAAUGGGGAUUUUAUGAUUAGACUGAUAUCUAAAAUCUACUUAAUUCUUUAUGUCCAAAAGGUGUUAGAGAAAACACUUUAAAGAAUAAUAUUAUUGAAUUAUAAAGGGCUAAAUUGUUAUAAAUAAAUGAGUAAAAUUAAGAAUAGAAUAAUGAUUAAAUAGAAUAAGAGAAUAAUAAAAAUGGGAAAGGUGUAGAGAAUGAUAUUGAAUAAGAGGUUCAUAAUUAAAGUGAAGAAUAAAUAGAGAGAAUAAAUAGUUUAAUAAAUUUAGAUGUAGAUGAACUUGUUAAUGAAUUUGUUGAAAUUGAAUCAAGUUUAACAUAAUAUUUAAAUUAAAAAAAUUCAAGAUGGUGUAGUACUGAAUAAAGAAUUGCAUUUUUAAAGAGUUUUUAGAAUGUUAUUGAAAAAAAGAGUUCACAAGAAUAUGAUGAAAUAGAUCUCAAACCUUUAGGAAAAGCUAUUGAAUAUUUUGUAGAUAAUACAAUGAUGUAAGAGAAAUUAGAACUCAGAUUAGAUGAAGAUAUAGAUGAGAAAUUAUUAAAUGAAAAUGAAGAUGAUUCUUAUUAAUAACCUAAUAGAAGAAGAAAAGUUGUUGAAGAUGAUUCAUCUGUUGAUGAAUAACCUUAAACUAUGUUACAAUAAUUAGAAUAAAUGGAUAUUGGAAAAGUAAGAGUAAGAAAAUUACCAAUGAAAUUAUUUGGUACUUAUUAUGAGACUUUACGAUUGAAUUUAAUUGAACAACUCAAAUUUGAUUGUAAUUUAGCAAAAAUGAAGAUUUGCUUAGAAGUAUUAGGUCAAAUUGUUAAGGAUUAUAUUGACAGAAAAAAGAUUCAAAUACAAUAAUAAAUUAUACCUGUUGGAGAAAAGAAAAAGGUGGAAGAAGUAGUUGUUGUUGUUAAAAAGAAUGUUGAACCUCAACCUUAAUUUGUUUAAGAAGCAUAAUUGUAUGUUACUCAAAAUUUGAGGAAAAGAAACUAAGUAAAACCUUAAUAUACUGAGACAGAAACUAAAUGGGAGGACAGAUGCAAGAAAUGUAAUAAAGGAGGAAAAGUUAUUUGUUGUGAUACUUGUCCAAAAGUAUUUCAUCCAAAAUGUAUAAAUUUAAAGGAGGUUCCAUAAGGGAAGUGGAACUGUCUUAAUUGCUUAACAAAUUUUGAGAGAUAAAUUAAAACAAGAGCUACUAUUAGAAAGUUAGAAAACCAAUGAGACAAUGAUCCAUUGUUUUUAUUAUUAAAUAAUGAUUUGUGAUUUAGUUGAUUAUACUCUAAGAACAACUCCAAAUAAAGGAAGGUUUUCAUAGACCAACACAACAACAUCCCCUAACAGUUCUAGCAAUUCAUCUUUCGAAGCUUCUUAACUUAAGAUCCCACGACCUUUGUUAAGUUUUGAUGAAAAAUUUGAAGCUUCUCUUUGUGCUUUUGGUAAUAGGUUUAUAAUCCAUUUUAGAGUUUAAAUUAUUAGUCCCUGAAGAAGAUGGCUUAAUAAAUUUUGAACAGUUCAGUUAAGAAUUGAUAUAAGACAAACUUAUAUUCUUGAAUGAUGAAAAAUAUUUAUAAUAGUAAUAGGCAUCAUUAGAGAUUUUAGAAGAGAAUGUAACGCAUUUAAUUAAAAAACUUAGAUUCUUAAGGAUGAUAGAACCACUUUGAUGCUCAAAAAUAUACCAAGAAGCAUGAAGCCAAAUGACUUGAGAAAUAUUUUAAAUAAAGAAUUUCGUAAUCUCUAUGAUUUUUUCUAUUUACCUUUGGAUAACAAUGUAUUUCUAAUUUUAUAUUUGAAGAAUGAAGGUCAUUUGGGAUAUGCUUUUGUUAAUUUUAUCAAUCAGGAUGUAGUAUUAAAGUUUUAUAGAACAUUUAAUAAUUAAAAAUGGACUAAUACAGAGAAAGUAAUUCUAAUUUUAUUAAUUGUAGUAAAUUUGUCAAUUGAAAUAUGCUAAAUUAUAGGGAAGAAGACAAUAUGAAUUUGCAAGAUGA
Messenger RNA from Paramecium pentaurelia, 3639 nucleotides. Lineage: Eukaryota; Ciliophora; Oligohymenophorea; Peniculida; Parameciidae. The record is from the annotation of a GenBank genome assembly.